GGGCGUUCAACUGGUUCUCACCGAAGCGAUGGUGAGCGAGGCUCAAACCUAAGGCUAGGGACAAGAAAUGUAUUAGUUAAUAAGGGCAGGCUGUGUGCGCUGGUCCGUGCGCAGCAUGCUGACGCGGUCCUGGGGGCCGAUGAGUCAGAGCGGCUGUGUCAGCGGGGCCCGAGCUGUGCCGUGCGCUGCCGCCCCAUCUAA
Postia placenta MAD-698-R-SB12 is the source of this 201-nucleotide messenger RNA. RefSeq lists its product as hypothetical. The transcript is spliced from 2 exons. The record is from RefSeq and is a predicted model, not a curated record. NCBI's taxonomy places the organism in Eukaryota, Fungi, Basidiomycota, Agaricomycetes, Polyporales, Adustoporiaceae. The annotation marks the transcript as partial.